UCCCAGCGCGGCUGGGCGGGCGGCGGGAGUCUGCCGAGAGCGGUCUUCGGUUGGGGAUACGCCUCCUUCCCGACUCCUCGCUGGGGGGUGACCGGCGGAGAUGUUCACCAGAGCGGUGAGCAGGCUCAGCAGAAAGCGGCCUCCGUCAGAUAUAACUGACAGUGACAGCAAGCCAAGCAGUAGUCAUCAGAACCUAAAUGGCACCACAAGAUGGGCUCGGUCAUUGGAAAGCUUGCUGGAAGAUCCAGAAGGUGUAAAGAAAUUUAGGGACUUUUUAAAGAGAGAAUUUAGUGAAGAAAAUGUUUUAUUUUGGCAAGCUUGUGAAGAGUUUAAGAAGAUACAAGAUAAAAAACAGAUGCAAGCAAAGGCAAAUGAAAUUUACAGAAAUUUCUUGUCAAAUAAAGCUUCUUAUCAAGUCAAUGUAGAAGGGCAGUCUCGUUUGGAUGAAUCAAUACUGGAAAAACCUCAUCCUCUGAUGUUUCAGAAACUUCAAGAUCAGAUUUUCAACCUCAUGAAAUAUGACAGCUACAGCCGUUUCUUGAAAUCAGAUAUGUUUCUUAAAUUGAAGGAAACUGAAGAACAGGAAGAAAAUUCACCUGAUCCUCAGACUGCAGCAAAAAGAGCUUCUAGAAUUUACAAUACAUGAUCCAAAUAACAACAAUCUGUUGAUCAAUAGAUCUGACUGAGACUACAAUGAGAAAAGCAAAUCAGUUCUCAGGAAUAUUCUUUGUGAUUAACACAAAUGCAUUUAGAAGCUUGAAUAAUAUAGAAUCUUAUUAGACAAAGCUUACCUUUGAUUGGUUCAGUGACCUGUUUCUUGCCAGUGAUUGCUUCCAGAUACAGUGAUCAAGGUAGUUAUAUGACAGCCCUUGAAAGACUGAAGAAUUUGUAAGUUCUUGCAAACUGCUUCUAAUUUUUAAAAGUAUAUUUUUUUGUAAAUCAUUUGGUGGAAGUGGGUGUUAAAUGUAGCAUUAAAAAUUAAAGCAAGUUUUAAAGUAGAGAUAAGGUAAAAGUCUUUGAAAAACUCAUAGAGUUUUGCCUAACAGACAUUCCAGAAAUAUCCUUUUUAUGUUUUAACUGCUGUGUGAAUUGAAUUAAUCAUGUCAUUUUAAGUACCCAAUCCAUUGAUGGAUCAGAUAAAGAAGUGUACAGUAGCUAUUUGGCUGGGGCUUUUGUCAUCAAAAAGUGCCUCCUGGACCAAUUUUGUAGCAUGUUUUUUCUAUUUAAAAAUGAGGCAACUAUUUUCAACUGCAGCAGAUUCUGUCUGAAGAGAUAUCUAUAUCUUAAAAAAAUUCUCUGGAGUAAAACAAUAUGGACAAAUCCCACAACAACCCACAGCUGAGAUUGUGAUAGAGAGGCAUUUUUCAUUUUGGCUGUCUUGGAAAUAAUUUUGUGAAGGAAUUGUCAGUGCAGAAAGACCCUGGAAGAAGUAGGGAAUUAAUGGAAAUAUGUGGGCUGUGUAUGAAGUUAGCUAGUGGUUUAUGGCAAGAAAGAAAUUUUGAACGUUUAGAGAGAAAUUGUGCUUAAUUUUGCUGUUCUGUUUUUUGUGAAUCAUAUUCCAAAUAUUGAUAAUGCCAAUGAAAUGGUGGAUGUCAACAUAUUGUGAUAAUAUUCUGUAUUUGAUUAUGUUUGGGACAUUCCUUCUUCAUGCUUGGGGCUGAAGUGCAGUUUUCAAUAUUUUGUCAGAUAUAGAAAAUUGAAGUAUAAGAAUAAUAAUGAUAGUAAUAUGAUUGCAAUCCUCAAUCAAAUAAUCAUAUUCUCUUUUUUCAGGCUGAAAUUGCUGAGGCAAAGAAAUUAUUUUUAGUUCAGUUUUGUUUUAAUACUCAUUUUGCACAAUAAUUUCAGUACUGUUAAACAUGAGGAAAGCGAAUUGGCUUGCAAGCUUUAUUUACAAUUUCUGCAUGUGAAAUGUAAUUGUGGCUUAUAUUUUCUCUUUAGUUACUCUUUUUAUCUUCUUUGUGUGGGCUGCUUUAUUGUCCAGCUUAGCUGUUUAAAUAUUUGUAAGUUCUGUUUAUUUGGGUAAGUAGCACCCAACCAUUUUUCUUCUUAGCAAUAUCUCUCGAAGUCUCAAUCAUAAUAUAUAUACUAGGAAGAGGUACAGAUGUUUGGGUCAGAUUGUCAGAACUGAUUAUACAUAAAAGACAGCAGCUAUAUUCUGUUUUCAUUUGAAUACAGAGAAUUGCAGUUGAACCAGCGAGUUGCUGGUUCAUGUGGUGCUCCCUCAAAUCACUAUAUAACCAAGAGUAGCAUUGGUAUAAAUAGGCAUUAAUCUCCUGUCAGUGCAUUCAGAAAUGUCCAUGAUUCCUUCAGCACAUGCAUACCCUUUAUGCCUUUUGUGGAUUUAGUUGCCAUUUGUCUUUCUCUUAUACUAAAGGGUAAAGGGAGCAGCAGGAAUCUCCUGUAGACUAUGUACAUUUGACAAAGGUAAUCAUGUUUGCAGAAGAGAUGGUUUUCAAGGAUGAUUUAGGAAAUGGUGAAAAUGCUGUUUUUUUCCUUUUUCCAUGAACCACAUUGAGGCUAGGUUUUCUAUUCAUGAUAAACCAUUGUUUGUUUUAAUCAUGUUUAGUUAAAUAAGCCUAAGUGAUUGGAUCUAUACAUCAUGCUAAACCAUAAAAGCUGGAUUCACACAUUUGCUCUAUGCCCAAAACACAUGCUAGUACGAUAUGGCAUGCUGUGCGAACCCUCCUAGAAGGAAUGAUAAAAUGCCCUGGAUAAGUAUUGAGGCUGAGGCUAACAAGGCUGGAAGCAAGAGCUGAGAUGAGGCUUACAGGACCACUAUAAGACUGCAGGUAUCUUCUACAUCCAAGGCUUAAUAAAUGAAUGGCAAGAAAUCUGUUACCAUGUAAGGGUGAGAGAAAGAAAUUUAGGAUUUAAACCCUCUUUUUAUCUUCUUUGUGUGGACUUCUUUAUUGACUAGCUUAACUUUUUAAAUAUUUGAAAGUUCGUUUACCAUCAGGCUGGUAGUGCCCUAACCAUUAAAUAUGACCUGAUUGCUA
This is a messenger RNA of Candoia aspera, 2996 nucleotides long. RefSeq names its product regulator of G protein signaling 10 (gene RGS10). Gene Ontology annotation, biological process: regulation of G protein-coupled receptor signaling pathway. NCBI's taxonomy places the organism in Eukaryota, Metazoa, Chordata, Lepidosauria, Squamata, Candoiidae. The record is from RefSeq and is a predicted model, not a curated record. Gene Ontology annotation, cellular component: cytoplasm; nucleus; plasma membrane. The transcript is spliced from 5 exons. Gene Ontology annotation, molecular function: GTPase activator activity. The coding region runs from base 101 to 646 and encodes 181 amino acids.